UUAAUAUAGAUCUAGAUAGAUCUAGGGGCAAGGGACUUCCCCAAAUAUUCCUGGAAACGACUAUUGCCAUGUGGUAGACUCAAGAGUACGUUGCAUUAGGAAUGAACUCUUGGUAGACUAGACUACAUGGUUCUGCCUCUGCUACUAUCCAUAUCCACACAGUGGGAGAUAACAUCAAGCUGUGUGACCCCCUCUGUGACGGUAAGCUCACCGUUCUACAAGAGGCGCAUCAAGGAGAAACCUGUCGAUGUGGCCAUCAAGCCAGUCAGAGUGGAUGCCACCGAGGACGAUGUGAAAGCUCUAGUGGCUGAGAUGGAGAUGUUGUCCAGUAUUGGGCCUCACAAGAAUAUUGUUUCAAUGCUGAGAGUCUAUACCGUUGGAAAGCCUAUGUACAUGGUGAUGGAGUACAUGUGCCACGGUGACUUGCUGGGUUUCCUGAGGACAUCCCGUGGUCACAGCGGACGAUAUACAUGUGCCAAGAUCGCUAACGGCAUGAGAUACCUCACUGAUAGAAAGUUGGUCCAUCGUGCCCUCUGUGCCAAGAAUGUCCUGAUUGGCGCCAACAUGAGCAUCAAGAUCUACAAUGUGGGCUCCUUCUACAUGACCUUUGAGAGCAGAAACUACAUCAUGAAGUGGUAGUUUGUGGCAUUGUGGGAGCUGGGGACUGUGGGGGGUACCCCCUAUAGGGAGAUUCAGACUGAGGACCUCUACUCGCAACUCAUGAACGGAAUGAGAAUGCCCUGUACUCAGCACUGCGCCCAAAAAAUCCAUGAACUUAAGCUGGACUGUUGUAGGAGGAAUCCAGUGGAUCCCCCCACACUUCUCCGUCAUCCAUGAGAAGCUCGAAGACCUGGCCAAUUUUAAAGUGAAUAUGUUGGACUUCCAGAACUAUGGCACUACUCUCAAUUCGAAGAACCUGUCGCUCUCUCAACUGUUCUAUAGCACUAACACUUUGUCAUGGCACUCAACAACCAUCUUUAUUUAUCUUUUUGUUCUGUCUCAUCUAUUUUCUUGACCGUGGUGAUUUUCUUUUAGUUUUUUUCUUUCAGUGUCGUUUUGUAUGUACACAUACAUCAGCUGCAGUUGUUAAUUACCUAUCAUUAUAACGUUGUACUAAAUAAUUGAUAAAGUUUUGUACACUA
Molecule: messenger RNA, 1142 nt
Organism: Halichondria panicea
Lineage: Eukaryota; Metazoa; Porifera; Demospongiae; Suberitida; Halichondriidae
Product: fibroblast growth factor receptor 3-like
Exons: 8
Coding region: 127-639 (170 amino acids)
Biological process (GO): cell surface receptor protein tyrosine kinase signaling pathway; positive regulation of kinase activity; protein phosphorylation
Cellular component (GO): signaling receptor complex; plasma membrane
Molecular function (GO): ATP binding; transmembrane receptor protein tyrosine kinase activity
Source: RefSeq, a predicted model, not a curated record